AUGUCACAAAGCACUCCAGAAAGGAGAACACCAAGAAGUAGUCGCGCUGCGACACCUGGAUCAAGAAGAAGGUCAAAAACACCAGUACGAACACCAAGAAGAAGACGUUCUACAAUCGUUUCAGCUAAUUUAUUGACUCCAAGAAGGCAAAAGCGGGUUAGUACAACACCCCAGAAGACACUUCAACUACUAUCAAGAGUUUUGGCAAAAGAGGCAGAAGAACAUGAAAAAGUAACAGGUCCACCACCACUAAAUCCACCUCUACCACAAUCAAUAACAAGUUUUCAAGAAGAUGGCACACCUGAGAAUCAAUUCCAGUCAGAUCAACAACAAGAUAAUCAAUCAGACAUUGCACAUACACCAGAACUUCAGCUUCAACAAGAAUCUCCAGAUCCUUUUGAAUUUGAUUUCCAUGAUGAUAAAAAUAUUGAAGAAGAUCUUCUACAAUCUAACUUGGAUGGUUCUAUAGAGGAUGUCGAACUUAGAAGGAGACUGUCAUUCAGAAAUAGUGGGCAAUUUGGACAUCAAGGACUAUCUGAUAUAGCUUUACCAGUUGGAAUAAUGCCUGAUGAUCUUCUAGAUUCUGGUCCAUUUUCUGAUCCAUUUGCCCAAUUGUCAGAUCAAGAGGACCAGCCUUCAGCGAAGGCACCUGAUGGUAACCCAACUUAUCACUAUUCACCAACUCCAGAAGAAGGUGAUGACAUACAGAAUCCAACACCACAGAUUAUCAAAAAGCAAAAACUACAACAUAUUUCAAGUGGAUCAACUAAAAUUAUACGGCGUUCUAAAGAAUUCAGUGUUCCAAGUAAUAAGAAACUUCAAAAAUUUGCACAGACAUUCACGAAAAGAAAACUUAGUAAAGAAGCUCUUACAACUUUGAGUCAAACUAGUGAUCAGUUUUUCAAUCAAAUAUCCUCUGACCUUGCGGCUUAUACAAAUCAUUCUAAAAAUAAGGAAACAUUGAACAUCAAAACAAUAUAUUUAUUACUGAAAAGACAAAGACAAGUUACAUCUAUACAGUCUUUAUUGGAAUUAGCGGAUGAAACUUUACCUCUCGAAGAUGUGAUUGAAAUACAACGGAAUUUACAUAAGCUCCAAAAAUAA
Hansenula ciferrii is the source of this 1104-nucleotide messenger RNA. RefSeq names its product CENP-T family protein. Gene Ontology annotation, cellular component: kinetochore. The record is from RefSeq and is a predicted model, not a curated record. Gene Ontology annotation, molecular function: protein heterodimerization activity; DNA binding. Gene Ontology annotation, biological process: chromosome segregation; mitotic cell cycle; kinetochore assembly. The transcript has 2 exons. The coding region runs from base 1 to 1104 and encodes 367 amino acids. NCBI's taxonomy places the organism in Eukaryota, Fungi, Ascomycota, Saccharomycetes, Phaffomycetales, Wickerhamomycetaceae.